ACCCCUGGUCAUCGCUGCCCAGGGAAGCCGAGAGUCACAGUCUCCAGACUUCACACAGUCCCGAGAGCCCCAGAAGCGUGCAUUUGUCUGAACAAGACAAUGACUUAUGAAAACUUCCAGAACUUGGGGAAUGAGGAGAAAACCCAGGAGACUGGAACAGCGGCUGCCCACAAGUCCUUCCUGUGGAAUAUCUUCUCGUGGACCCACCUCCUCCUCUUCUCCCUGGGUCUCGGCUUCCUGCUGCUGGUGGUCAUCUCUGUGAUUGGAUCCCAAAAUUCCCAGUUAAGGAGGGACCUAGGUACCCUGAGAGCCACUCUAGACAACAUCACCUCCAACACAAAGGCUCAACUCCAGGCCCUGACCUCCAGGGGUGACAGCCUGCAAGAGAGGAUCAGCUCUCUGAAAGUGGAAGUGGAUGAUCACAGGCAGGAACUGCUGGCAGGCCGAGGCUUGAGCCAGAAUGUUUCUUCUCUGGAGAGCAUGGUGGAAAAAAAGGAACAGGCAUUCAAAACAGGUCUAUCUGAGAUAACGGAGAGCGUCCAACAGCUGGGCAAGGACCUGAAGGCCCUGUCAUGCCAGCUGGCCAGCCUCAAGAACAAUGGCUCCGAAAUGGCCUGCUGCCCCCUUCACUGGAUAGAGCAUGAAGGCAGCUGCUACUGGUUCUCUCAAUCUGAGAAGUCAUGGCCUGAUGCUGACAAGUACUGCCAGCUGCAGAAUGCUCAUCUGGUGGUGGUCAACUCCCUGGAGGAGCAGAAAUUUAUCCAUGACCACAAGGGCCCUGUGCACACCUGGAUGGGCCUAACGGACCAAAAUGGACCCUGGAGAUGGGUGGAUGGGACUGACUUUGACAAUGGAUUCAAGAACUGGAAGCCACUACAGCCAGAUAACUGGUAUGGACAUGGGCUGGGAGGAGGUGAGGACUGUGCCCACUUCUCUCACGACGAUGGUCGUUGGAAUGAUGAUGUCUGCCAGAGGCUGUACCGCUGGAUUUGUGAAACAGAGCUGGGCAAAGGCAGCUAAGAGUACCCUCCCCCAACCUAUAUCUUUAGUGCCAUAAGCCUCUGAUGUUUGGUAUUGGUGAUCCGCUUGUUUGGUACUCCACCAUCUUGGGUCAUUUUUUUUUCUAGGAUUUUAAGAGGGGCUAAAGGAUGGUAUCUGAGGAAUAUAGUGUUGUGUUUGGAAUGGUGGGGUUAUUGGAACCGUGACACUGUGUACAGCCUAUUACUGUCAAGUUAUU
Onychomys torridus (southern grasshopper mouse) is the source of this 1237-nucleotide messenger RNA. Its product is annotated as C-type lectin domain family 10 member A-like. The record is from RefSeq and is a predicted model, not a curated record. The transcript is spliced from 10 exons. NCBI's taxonomy places the organism in Eukaryota, Metazoa, Chordata, Mammalia, Rodentia, Cricetidae. Gene Ontology annotation, molecular function: signaling receptor activity. The coding region runs from base 100 to 1020 and encodes 306 amino acids.